AUGCACGGUCCUGAUAUUAGUGAUUUAGAUUUGCCAGAUCUUACAUUAUACCCAUCAACAACAGGAUAUUAAGAAUAAAAGAGAUGUUUUAAGCAAUGUGUAAAGGAUAUGUCUAUACCUUAUUUAAACAUAGAAGAAGAGUCCUGUUCAAGUAUAUGAAUAAAGUAAUGUUAGAAAAUUGUUUGUCUAAAUACUUAUAAGCCUAAAUAUUUUUAUCUUAAAAGAUGACUAAUACUUUAACUUAAUUGGUAACCUAGGAUCCUUCAAUAAAAAUAGCAUUUAAAAAACCAUAUAAAUAACAAGAAUAAUGAACAUAUUAAUGAUAUU
Molecule: messenger RNA, 327 nt
Organism: Paramecium sonneborni
Lineage: Eukaryota; Ciliophora; Oligohymenophorea; Peniculida; Parameciidae
Source: the annotation of a GenBank genome assembly